Caenorhabditis sp. 36 PRJEB53466 is the source of this 1703-nucleotide messenger RNA. The record is from the annotation of a GenBank genome assembly. Lineage: Eukaryota; Metazoa; Nematoda; Chromadorea; Rhabditida; Rhabditidae.
AUGCAAUUCACUCAGGGGGAGCUGUUUUUUGAGUGCACCCUAUUCCUCUACUCGGUUCUAGCUUUGUUUCUACAGUACUUGAACAUUUAUAAAACUCUUUGGUGGCUCCCAAAGUCGUACUGGCAUUACUCCCUUGUGAGUAAACGCGACGAUUAUAUAUAUAUAUAUAUAUAUUAAAAAAAGACUGUUAUUCAGAAGUUCCAUCUAAUAAAUCCUUAUUUUUUAUCAUGCGUCGGUUUGCUACUGGGCUGGAGGGUUACUCUCUGCUUCUGGAAAACGGUAGUUUGUGUGUUAAUUUUAAUAGAAAUUAUUCAGUUACAGAUAACGGAUGUGGUUACUGCUAUUUCCUUGAAACAAUCACAUUUCGUUCAGUCAAGCCUGAUGAUCAUCGAAUACGCUGCUAUAAAAACACCAGUGAUGACACUCAUUGUGACGAGCUUCUUGUUCAGUUUCAACAGAGUUUGCCAGGAUUUUCCCCUUAGAUCAGUUCUGUGGUUCCUCUUCCCGUGAGUUACUCAAUGGAUCACAAAUAUUGUAAACUUUUUUUCAGAGUAGUAAUAUAUGUUUUCAUAUUCUGGUCUGAAAUGAUAAAUUGGCUCAAGAAACUGAAAAACUCUGCGGGUCAAUGGCGUAGGAAUGAAGUAGAGUUUGCGGAAGUGAGGUUGUCUACAACGUUGAAAGCAUAAAAGUUUUAACAGGUUUGCGAUCGUUUGAUGGAUUCACCCCCGGCACAAAUCGAUCUGGAAUCAGUACUACACAUGUGCAGUGACAAUCCGGCACAAAUCAGAGAGGAGAUAAGCGUACUAAUUGACGACUUAAUUCUCAGAGUGAAGAAAAGUGUUUUUGCUGGAGUUUCUACAGCAUUUUUCAGUAUUAUGCUACCUUGCAUUUUUGUACCUGUUAGUUCUGUAAACAAUUGUGCCUUUCAGUGCAUUUUUUUUUCAGUUCAAAACAAGUCAAGGAAUUCCUCAAACGAUUCUGAUAAACGAAUUCUGGGAGUUUCAGUUGGGAGUCGUAGUAGGACUGACCGCGUUUUCCCUCUAUGUGGCUUAUUUAUCUCCUCUUAAUUACUUGGAUCUCCUUCAUCGAGCAGCGAUUCAUGUGGGUACAUGGGAGCAGAUCGAAGGACCACGAAUUGGACAUACAGGAAGCAUGAGGCAAGAAAUCGGAAUCCACAAGGCUGAACUCCUAAGAUUUUGUUCUAGCUCUGCUCCGUCUCCAUGGCACGAGUAUUGCCUUUAUAAUGAUGGCGAAACAGUCCAAAUGCCUGAUGGAAGAUGCUAUCGAGCUAAAUCAUCCCGACUCAUCAGAACAGUGGCAGCUAAUCCUGAAAGUGCACGCCACAAGUCUUUUUUUGUAAGAAUGAUUUAAAUUCUCAGCCUCUAAACCUUUUUUCAGAAAGUACUCGAGAAGCCGAUCAAUUUAAUCAAUAUCAUGUGCGCGUUGGAGUUUUUCUUAAUAUUCGUCCAGUUUUGGAUGCUUGUUUUAACAAACGACUGGCAGCACAUUGUUACUUUUGUUCUCCUCAUGUUCGCCAACUAUCUACUGUUUGCCAAGUUAUUCAAGGAUAAAGUAUGGAUAGAAUGGAUAGUGAUGUGAAAAUGUUGAUAGAAUAUUUGUUAUUUCAGAUCAUACUAAGUCGAAUAUACGAGCCAUCACAAGAAGAUCUCCUUCUGAUGCAUCAACUGCAGCAGGAACGAUAA